This is a messenger RNA of Cylindrotheca closterium, 511 nucleotides long. NCBI's taxonomy places the organism in Eukaryota, Bacillariophyta, Bacillariophyceae, Bacillariales, Bacillariaceae. The record is from the annotation of a GenBank genome assembly.
GGACUUCACUGAGCUGAUGGUAGCUGCAGUUGACGUCCCUGCUCUACCAGGUACGACUAACAUUAAUUUGGACACAUAUGAGACAGAGCUGCUAGUGGAUUCUCUAUCGUCGGCACUGUUGACGAACAGCAAGGAAAGUGGAAAGGGAGUCCAUCUGGACACAAAUUGGAAGAGACCGUCUUGUCACGCCUUGAUGCGAGUCAAGAAUGGGGAAGGUCUGCUAAAAUUGGUUGGGAGUUUGGACAAGGCCAAGACCAGCGCCUUUGGCAACAUGUCGCUGUACAUCGAGGCCUUCAUGGUCAAGCGCCACUACCCGGAUGACGAAAUCGAUGACUACUGCAAUCAAGGGGCCCUAGUCCGCCUCAUGUACAAAACCUAUGACUACUACAACCAACUUCUUGUUAAGCUGAGGGAACUGCACUACAAGCAUUUCCAACGAUGGGAAGGAAGUCCCGCUGCGGCUCUCCUGGAUCACCAUUCAGAAAAGCUCCUCUUCAUUCAUUUGGUGUAA